This is a messenger RNA of Seriola aureovittata, 2691 nucleotides long. RefSeq names its product acetylcholinesterase collagenic tail peptide. The transcript has 18 exons. Lineage: Eukaryota; Metazoa; Chordata; Actinopteri; Carangiformes; Carangidae. The record is from RefSeq and is a predicted model, not a curated record. Bases 458 to 1846 code for a protein of 462 amino acids.
UCAGCAUCACUAUGGACAUAAAACGUGCCAAGCGAGUGCAAGCAUGCAGACUUGAAGUGUCAGAGCCAUCCCAGUCAUCCAACCUUCCGUUCUGAAGUCGAUCCAGAUGACACGAGUGUUAGAGUCCCUCUGAUCCAGACCCGCUGGGACUGAGCUGCUGCCACCGCUGUCUUUGCUCCAGUCAGUGGCCUCUGUUGGGCAUUUGGCGCCCGGAGAAAAAGGUCCUCCCUCCACACAACUGUUGUAUUAUUGACGGGCGGAGGGAAAGAAGCGGGUCGAUAAGUGGAUCAGAUUUAUUAGUGGUCCAGAUUGGCUACGGCACGUCAAAUGUCAGAGGAGCCACGGUCCGUGCGACUGCACACCGCUCGCUGCAUUUAGGUGAGAGGAGCGCCAGACAUAGACUGCGCGUCUGCAAGUGCGGCACAAUUUCAAGUGGAAGGGAAAGCACAGCAGCAGAAUGGAGUUGGUCAAAAUUGCAGUGUCCUUCCACAUCCUUCUUUGUCCUGCAUGGACCGUAUCCCAUCACCCUUACAUGGACAGCAUCCUCUCAGCCCAGGCAGCCCUCAGGUCGCUGGAUGAGCCGAUGAGGUUUGACCCCUGUUGCCUCAUGUCACCGCCUCCGCCACCGCUCUUCCCUCCACCGCCUCAGCUGUGGAAGCGAGGCAGCCCCGAUGGUAUCGGCAUUUUAGAACCAAGUGUAAUUGGAGGAGAGGGCCAGCAAAGAGAAAAACCUGUGAAACCAGGGUGUUCACCUGGACCACCAGGACCUCCAGGACCCCAGGGUCCAGAGGGUCAUGGUGGACUGCCCGGCAUAAGAGGACCAAAAGGGGAGAAGGGAGAAAUUGGACGGCCGGGGUCAAAGGGUCGCACAGGAGCUCCAGGCCUCCCGGGGAAACAAGGUCUACCAGGAUGGCCUGGUCCAGAGGGAGCCAAGGGUGAGAAAGGGGAUCCAGGACUCAUGGGAUUACCAGGAUUGAGGGGACCACCAGGGACAAAGGGUUUACCUGGUUACAAAGGAGAGAAGGGGGCUCACGGAGACUCAGGGUCAGCAGGACCAAAAGGCGAUAAGGGUUCCAUUGGCUUGCCCGGGAUGCUUGGCCAAAAGGGUGAGCAGGGACCAAAGGGAGAACCAGGAGUCUCAGGGAAGAGAGGACCAACUGGGCGGCCUGGGAAGAGAGGCAAACAGGGCGUGAAGGGCCAGACUGGAGGCCCAGGAGUCAUGGGCCCCCAAGGUCCCCCAGGUCCAAACGGUCAGCCUGGGCCACCUGGUCCACCUGCAUCAGGUCUCUAUCUAGUGGGGGAAAAGGGAGAGAAGGGUCUCCCAGGUCCCCCAGGUCAAUGUGAUUGUGACACCAAGCUUGGAGCUAAUAAUGCUCCUUUUGGAAGCUACACACAAAGGAGUGGCCCCAAUAAAGUCCCUGCAAUAUUUGUGGUCAACAGUGAGGAGGAGAUGGGCCGUCUUCAUAUGGACAAUGCAAUAGCAUUCAGGAAGGAUCAGAGGAUGCUGUACUUUAAAGAUAAAGAUGGAUGGAAGCCCAUACAGCCCUUCCAGCCGUUCCAGUCCACAGAGAAAGUCCCAGACAGAGUAGGUGUGUGUGGGGACGGAAAAGUGCAGCCCCAGCAUGGAGAGGAGUGUGACGAUGGAAACCAGAUUGUCACUGACGCUUGCCUGAACUGUAAGUGGGCCUACUGUGGGGAUGGCUACCGACAUGAAGGCAUGGAGGAGUGCGAUGGGAAGGACUUUGGUUAUCAGACCUGCAAAUCCUAUCUUCCUGGAUCCUUUGGGCAGCUCCGAUGCACCGACUCUUGCCUCAUUGAUUCCACUGGCUGCAAGUACUUCACCUGAACUGAUAAGUUACAAAACAACAACUUUGCAAUUCCUCUUUCUGAUCACGGGGAUUACACUUCAGAUUGCUAUUGAAGUCUCACCCCUUAAAAAAUAAGUGAUGGACUGAGAGUGAACUUAAGGGAGGCUCUUGUGGUUGCUCUGAGCCAUGAAUAGUCAUGGGAGCCAACUUUGAAUCGACUGCUCCCCCACCCCAACCCCCCGGAGGUUUAUCUCUUUUACUGGCCUCAGAGAGCAGCUCCUUGCUACUGUCACACCAUUGGCUGCAGCACUGUUAUGAACACUGAUGGUGGGAAACAUUUAACGAAACAUUUAAUGAUUGUAACAAAUGAAAUAGUUACAAUGUGUAUGACUUGCUGACUGUUAAUGCAGAAAUAAGCUGUGUUCUGAACUUCUUUUGUAGUGAGAGAAAAAAACAGCCUUUUCUAAAAGAGGCAGAGAUAUUAUUGAUACAAUAUGUACUGUAGUAUGCAAAUCAGGGGUGUGUAAAUGUGUUUAUUUCUGUGCACUGUGUUAGAAAACAUAUAUUUAUGUAGUGCAGUGCUGUGAUAUUGCAUGUAAAUGUGUUUCGGUGCACAGCAGACUGCUUUAACCGGUGCUGUAUAUGUAGUAGCCAAAGUGUGGACCACUAGAAAUGAAUGUCCAAAUAAUCCGACAGGAGGAAAAUGAAUGUCAUACUGCAACAACAGCAAAAAAAAAAAAUACCUUUGAUUAUUUUGGCAGCAUGAAGAAACUGCUCUAUUACAUUAAAAUGACUCGAAAUGAAGUCAUGAAAAUGUGAUUAAUCUGCCUGCAUGACUGUAAAUUUCAUAAAACACUGUACACUAAUAAAGAUUAGGUCUACA